Molecule: messenger RNA, 816 nt
Organism: Manis pentadactyla (Chinese pangolin)
Lineage: Eukaryota; Metazoa; Chordata; Mammalia; Pholidota; Manidae
Gene: NEUROG2
Product: neurogenin 2
Exons: 1
Coding region: 1-816 (271 amino acids)
Molecular function (GO): protein dimerization activity
Source: RefSeq, a predicted model, not a curated record
AUGUUCGUCAAAUCCGAGACCUUGGAGUUGAAGGAGGAAGAGGACGUGCUGGUGCUGCUUGGCUCGGCUUCCCCCGCCUCGGCUGCCCUGACCCCGCUGUCGUCCAGCGCGGACGAGGAGGAAGAGGAGCUGGGCGCGUCCGGCGGGACGCGUCGGCAGCGUGGGGUUCAGGCCGGGCCCGAGGUGCAGGGCGGCUCGCCUGCCGGAGCCGAGGGCUGCCGGCCUGCGCGGCUUCUGGGUCUAGUGCACGAGUGCAAGCGACGCCCUUCCAGGGCGCGGGCCGUUUCCCGGGGCGCCAAGACGGCCGAGACGGUGCAGCGCAUCAAGAAGACCCGUAGACUGAAGGCCAACAACCGCGAGCGCAACCGCAUGCACAACCUCAACGCGGCGCUGGACGCGCUGCGCGAAGUGCUCCCCACGUUCCCCGAGGAUGCCAAGCUCACCAAGAUCGAGACCCUGCGCUUCGCCCACAACUACAUCUGGGCGCUCACCGAGACCCUGCGCCUAGCUGACCACUGCGGGAACGGCGGCGGCGGCCUGCCGGGGGCGCUCUUCUCCGAGGCGGUGCUGCUGAGCCCAGGAGGAGCUAGCGCGGCCCUGAGCGGCAGCGGAGACAGCCCGUCGCCUGCUUCCACGUGGAGCUGCACCAACAGCCCCGCGCCGUCCUCCUCCGCGUCCUCCAACUCUACCUCCCCCUACAGCUGCACUUUAUCUCCCGCCAGCCCGGCGGGUUCAGACAUGGACUAUUGGCAGCCCCCACCUCCUGACAAGCACCGCUAUGCACCUCACCUCCCCAUAGUCAGGGACUGUAUCUAG